AUGCGCGCUUCUCCGUCCAGGCACAACCCCCUGACGGCAGCAAGACCUUGUGCCGUUUCCGAAGCUGUAAGAGGCUUGUUACGUUACGGCUCUGGGCGCCUGUGUUCGACUAGAUCGGAAGUUCAACAUGGCCAGAGGUGCCGGCCAGCAUGCGAAUCAGGUGGUGCGACUUCACUUGAGGAGAAAGCCUCGGCAGCUACAACUUGGCAUUCACAUGAACUUGGCUCGACACAGAACCACUCGUCGUUUGCUUGCGCCUUAUCUACACGAACGGCGAACAUCGAUCCUCACGGUACAUGCGGAACGUCAGAAGCGAACCAGCUAAACAAGCUUUCCUGGCGUUCCUGUGAACAAGACUGA
This is a messenger RNA of Ustilago hordei, 360 nucleotides long. RefSeq lists its product as uncharacterized. The transcript is spliced from 3 exons. Bases 1 to 360 code for a protein of 119 amino acids. NCBI's taxonomy places the organism in Eukaryota, Fungi, Basidiomycota, Ustilaginomycetes, Ustilaginales, Ustilaginaceae. The record is from RefSeq and is a predicted model, not a curated record.